ACUUACGUUUUGUAUUUAGUUCAGAUAGUGUUGAGCACAGAAUAGGAAAUAGAGAAAAAAUUUUGUUAAAAUCUUGCGACAAAAAUUGCAUCAUGGUUAUUAGAGAAGCCGUAAUCUUCUUGGCUGUAGCGUUGACAUGCGCUACGGCACAGUCACCAUGCGCUUGUCCGAAGAACCGACGACCCGUUUGUGGCUCCGAUGGCAUCUCGUACAGCAACAUCUGCACCUUCCGCUGUGAACAGGCCUCCGACUCCCGCCUAACUCUUCGACACGAAGGGGAGUGCAAUUCUAGAAUAAAGAGAUCGAUUCAGAAUCAGUUGCGCUGCCCUUGCACCAGGGAGCUCCGGUAUGUGUGCGGCAGUGAUGGACAGACGUACCACAACCCCUGUCUCUUAAAAUGCGCAGCUAAAACAAAUCCGCACCUGAAGAAACUGCACGACGGAGUGUGUAAAGAGAAUAAGAUAAUAAAAAGGUCGAUACAGAAUCAGACCCAAUUGGGCUGCCCUUGCACCAGGGAGCUCCGGUAUGUGUGCGGCAGUGAUGGACAGACGUACCACAACCCCUGUCUGUUAAAAUGCGCAGCCAAAACAAAUCCGCACCUGAAGAAACUGCACGACGGAAUGUGUAAAGAUAAUAAGAUAAUAAAAAGAUCGAUUCAGAAUCAGAACCAAUUGGGCUGCCCUUGCACCAGGGAGCUCCGGUAUGUGUGCGGCAGUGAUGGGCAGACGUACCAUAACCCCUGUCUGUUAAAAUGCGCAGCUAUAGCAAAUCCGCAUUUGAAGAAACUGCACGACGGAGUGUGUAAAGAGAAUAAGAAAAUAAAAAGAUCGAUUCAGAAUCAAAGCAAAUUGGGCUGCCCUUGCACCAGGGAGCUCCGCUAUGUGUGUGGUAGUGAUGGACAGACGUACCACAACCCCUGUCUGUUAAAAUGCGCAGCCAAAACAAAUCCGCACCUGAAGAAACUGCACGACGGAGUGUGUAAAAAGAAUAAGAUAAUAAAAAGAUCGAUUCAGAAUCAGACCCAAUUGGGCUGCCCUUGCACCAGGGAGCUCCGCUAUGUGUGCGGCAGUGAUGGACAGACGUACCACAACCCCUGUCUGUUAAAAUGCGCAGCCAAAACAAAUCCGCACCUGAAGAAACUUCACGAAGGAAAGUGUAAACAAAAUACAAGAUUAAAGAGAUCAAUUCAGAACCAGCAGAGCUGCCCUUGUACCAAGGAGAUCCGUCAAGUCUGCGGCAAUGACGGGCGGACCUACAAUAACCCUUGUCUAUUGGAGUGCGCAGCAAAAACCAACCCAAAUUUGGAAAAACUUUCCGAUGGUGCUUGUGUGUCAAAAUUGUUUAAUUUCCUCCAGCCUUUGUGUACAUGCACCUAUCAGAUUGAGUACGUAUGCGGAACCGAUGGCGUCACAUACGACAAUCCCUGCUUAUUGAAGUGCGCUGCUUUGACUAAUCCUCGUCUGGCCAUAACUUACAGAGAACCAUGCAAAGACAGCUAAAAUUUGUAUAAAAUGUGUAUUGUUUGUUGUGCGAUAUUAUUGUUAAUUAUCAUAGUAUUUAUUGUGUGUGAAUGUGAACUUUGUCUAUAACUUGAAUGAAUUUUGACCAAUGUUAUAAGAUGUAAAAUUGUAUUUUUUGUAGUUCUCAUUAGACACCUAGUUAUUCAC
Ostrinia furnacalis (Asian corn borer) is the source of this 1667-nucleotide messenger RNA. Its product is annotated as serine protease inhibitor dipetalogastin-like. The record is from RefSeq and is a predicted model, not a curated record. NCBI's taxonomy places the organism in Eukaryota, Metazoa, Arthropoda, Insecta, Lepidoptera, Crambidae. The transcript is spliced from 2 exons. Gene Ontology annotation, molecular function: protein binding; serine-type endopeptidase inhibitor activity. The coding region runs from base 93 to 1499 and encodes 468 amino acids.